This is a messenger RNA of Kickxella alabastrina, 1788 nucleotides long. RefSeq names its product phosphoenolpyruvate carboxykinase-domain-containing protein. Lineage: Eukaryota; Fungi; Kickxellomycota; Kickxellomycetes; Kickxellales; Kickxellaceae. Bases 1 to 1788 code for a protein of 595 amino acids. The transcript has a single exon. Gene Ontology annotation, biological process: gluconeogenesis. The record is from RefSeq and is a predicted model, not a curated record. Gene Ontology annotation, cellular component: cytosol. Gene Ontology annotation, molecular function: phosphoenolpyruvate carboxykinase (ATP) activity; ATP binding.
AUGUUGCGUCGUUCCCUGGCCACCACCAUCAACCGGAGAGCCGCAGUAAUACCAGCAAGAGCAGCACCGGUAGCGCACAGUUGCCGAUCGCCAUCGCAGCUCUUAGCGCCAUUCUCCCACGCUACCCGCACAACCAAAACACCCAACCCACCUCAAGCCCCCUCCUCCUCCUCCUCCUCCACCCACCCACAAUUGAAAGCCAAACCCCUCAACACACCGAAUGUCCCACCGCUCAACACCGCCAAGCUCCGUCGGAACCUCUCCCCCUCGCAGCUCUACGAAGACGCACUCCGCUACGAGCCCGGCACCUCGAUCUCGUCCUCGGGCGCCCUGAUCGCCCACUCCGGCAAGAAAACCGGCAGAUCCCCGCGCGACAAGCGCAUCGUCGAAGAGGCCUCCACCGUCGACGAUGUCUGGUGGGGCCCGGUCAACAAGAAGCUCUCCGAAGACUCCUUCUCUGUCAACUACGAGCGCGCCGCCAACUACUUGAAUGCCCGCGAGCGGCUCUACGUCUUUGACGGGUUCGCCGGGUGGGAUCCCAGGUACAGAAUCAAGGUGCGCGUUGUUUGUGCGCGCGCAUACCACGCCUUGUUCAUGAACAACAUGCUGAUUCGCCCGACGGAGCAGGAGCUGGCGGAGUUUGGCGAGCCGGACUUCACCAUCGUCAAUGCUGGCCAGCUCCCGGCUAGCCGGCUCACCGAGGGAAUGACCAGCCCGACUAGCGUGGCGAUUAGCUUUGAGCGCAAGCAGAUGGUGAUCCUGGGCACGGAGUACGCCGGCGAGAUGAAGAAGGGCGUGUUCACGGUGGUGCACUACUUGAUGCCCAAGGCCGGCGCCCUAUCCCUGCACUCCUCGUGCAAUGAGGGCCCUGACGGCGACGUCUCCUUGUUUUUCGGUCUCUCGGGCACCGGCAAAACCACCCUGUCGGCGGAUCCCCAGCGGCUGCUUAUCGGCGACGACGAGCAUGUGUGGACGGAAACCGGCGUGUUCAAUAUCGAGGGCGGGUGCUACGCCAAGACCGUGGAUUUGUCGGCCGAGAAGGAGCCCGAGAUCUUCAACGCGAUCCGCUUCGGCGCCGUGCUCGAGAAUGUCAUUUACGAUGAGCGCACGCGCGUCGUCGACUACUCGGACAAGUCCAUCACGGAGAACACCCGCUGCGCUUACCCGAUCGAGUUCAUCCCCAACGCCAAGCUGCCAUGCAUUGGUGGCAAGCCAAAUAACAUUGUGCUUUUGACUUGCGACGCCUUUGGUGUGCUGCCCCCGGUGGCUAAGCUGACCCCGGCGCAGGCCAUGUACCAUUUCAUCUCGGGUUACACUGCCAAGAUUGCCGGUACUGAGGAGGGCGUCACUGAGCCUGAGGCCACUUUCUCUGCGUGCUUCGGCCAGCCCUUCCUUGUCUGGCACCCGGUCAAGUACGCGCAGAUGCUGGCGCAGAAGAUGCGGGAGAACAACGUCAACGUCUGGUUGGUCAACACCGGAUGGAACGGCGGCGCCUAUGGCGUGGGUAAGCGGAUUUCGCUCAAGUACUCACGCGCCAUCAUUGACUCGAUCCACUCAGACGAGCUGCAGGGCGCGGAGUACACGAACUAUGGCGUUUUCAAUUUGCAGAUCCCCACGACUGUCGAGGGCGUGCCAAAAAAGGUCUUGGACCCGAAGCGGGCCUGGAAGGGUACCGAGGAGGAGUUCACCGCUACUAUUUCUAAGCUUGCAGGUUUGUUCCAGAAUAACUUCAAGGAGUACGCUGAUCAGGCUACUGCUGAUAUCAUUGCUGCAGGUCCUAGGUGUUAA